Molecule: messenger RNA, 648 nt
Organism: Dentiscutata erythropus
Lineage: Eukaryota; Fungi; Glomeromycota; Glomeromycetes; Diversisporales; Gigasporaceae
Source: the annotation of a GenBank genome assembly
UCUGUUCUUUCAGGUUUAAGACCGGAUAUUAUAGUGGAAAUUUGUUCGCGUGCAUUAUCAUUUUGGACCUAUCAAACAACUCAAGAAGCUUGUUUUCAAGAAAUGAUGUACAAGAGUUUAGAAGACAAGUAUACUCAAUUGGAGAAACAAGUACAAAGUUUAAUGAGGGAAGCCCAGUCUGAGGUUACAACAUUACAGAAAGAUAUGGAACUCGAAAAACGGAAAACCCAUGAUUUGGCUGAACAAUUGCAAGAGAAAGGUCGUCAAUUUUCAAAACUACAGCUCAUGUAUGAUAAAUUGAAACGACGAUCAUUGGUUCCGGCGAUACGACAAACUGUUAACAAUACCACUGGUAUUGGUCCAAUUGGUGUAGGUUCGAGACAAAGUAGUGCCUACCCUUCCAAUAUACAACGAUCACAUAAUUGGAACGGUAAUAAUAGUCCAGAAAAUAACAUCCAUAGGACCCAGCAAUUACCCAUAUCUCAACAAGAUUAUUUGGCAAUGCGUGAACAAUCCCCAUUUUCUACUAUUUCAAAUAGUGGAAAGCGGAUGACCGAUGCUUCAUUUACACAAACACGAACUCCUUUUGCGAUGGUAUCUAAUUCUGGUGCCAAAAUUUCUACUCAAAAUAGAGGCGGAAUUAGAUAA